This is a messenger RNA of Cladophialophora yegresii CBS 114405, 1212 nucleotides long. RefSeq lists its product as uncharacterized. The transcript has a single exon. The record is from RefSeq and is a predicted model, not a curated record. Bases 1 to 1212 code for a protein of 403 amino acids. Lineage: Eukaryota; Fungi; Ascomycota; Eurotiomycetes; Chaetothyriales; Herpotrichiellaceae.
AUGGCUACACCAGAAAAUGCUCAGUCUUUUGCCUCCCUUUCGACAUCCCAGCCUCCUGUCGUCGAUGCCGGCGCUUUACCAUCUGGUCAAUCCACAGCUCUAAAGCUCGAGCCUGCCACGCCUCUCGAGUACGUUCAAACGGCAUACCUCAACGCCGAUGAGUGGAAGGGCCCAUUGACCAUCAAACAAUACCUCCAGCGCGAAGAUAUCCUACAGGCCGCCGAUUUGACAAAAGACGCACGGAUCACUGGGUGGAUUUUGACCUCCGACUCACUACCCAAAAAUGCGGACGGAUCGAGACCUAUUUUCGCCAGCUGCGAGACUAUCCCCAUCCAUGCUUAUGUUGCCCGCGACGGCGUUGUCGAAAAGGUCCAGGCACAUGGCAUCGCUUCGGUCUAUAAUCGACCGGAACACCGGGGCAAAGGUUAUGCUUCUCGCAUGAUGGCAGAACUGGGCAAGAGACUGGAGACCUGGCAGUCAUCACACGGUUCGAAAAAUCGUUUCUCUGUGCUUUUCUCGGAUAUUGGACAGACGUUUUAUGCUAGGUUUGGGUGGAAAGUCUUUCCGUCUACCCAUAUUCACCUGCAACAGAUCAAUCGGCUGGAUUACCAACGAGCCACCUCUGGGCUCCCUACAGUCGAAGACUUGUCGUUGGAGGACCUGAAGACCAUACCGGCCGUCGAGUACGUUGAACACCGCUUGCAGCAGAUAUCCAAAACAGAUCAAGGCAAAACCCACGUCGCCAUUCGUCCUGAUUUGGAGCACUUCGAGUGGCAUUUUGCUCGAGAUGAGUUCCAGACUAAGGUCAUGGGAAAGCGCUUUCCGGAAGUAAAGGGAGCUAUCCACCGAUCCACCGGUCUCGCUCUAAUUUGGUGUCGCAUCUACGCGGCCAAGAAGCCUGAUUGGCAAUUACAUAUCCUCCACACCGUAGUUCCGCCUUCCAUGCAGAGUUCUCAAGAGGCCGAAGCCGUGAUGGCUGCUCUGCUUGCAAGGGCCCAGUUGGAAGCACAUGAAUGGGAAAUGGCUAGCGGGGUUGAAGUAUGGGACCCUUCCGACUUCGUGGUCACUUCGGCUCAGAGGCUGCGAACGGAAGAGCAAGGUAAAGUGGACAUCAUUACUCGUGACAAGGAGCAUUUAUGCAGUCUGCGAUGGACUGGUGGGCCUGGCGUGGAUGUGGUCUGGCUAGCCAAGGAGAAGUACGCCUGGUGUUGA